Messenger RNA from Tachysurus fulvidraco (yellow catfish), 2348 nucleotides. RefSeq names its product transmembrane protein 79a (gene tmem79a). Gene Ontology annotation, cellular component: trans-Golgi network membrane; lysosomal membrane. The record is from RefSeq and is a predicted model, not a curated record. Gene Ontology annotation, biological process: regulated exocytosis. The transcript is spliced from 5 exons. Lineage: Eukaryota; Metazoa; Chordata; Actinopteri; Siluriformes; Bagridae. The coding region runs from base 706 to 1704 and encodes 332 amino acids.
GACACGUGACAUUCAACAUCCAAUCACAGUCACUGAAUUUACCUACCACACCUGUGUGACAUCAGCAACUACCAAUCCGCAGAAGCGUUUACAGCACGCGCACACACACGCACACGCACACACGCACGAGUGGACAGGAAAUGGAAGGCAGGAUUAUUAGCUGAACGGGUCGAGCGAGAACGUGGUGAAGAACCGACCGUCUUCCUGACGGAUCAGGAACCGGACUCUAAAGGGACCCGUCGUCUUCCUGCUGAUCUGGAGAGUGUAGAAGAGUAAAGACACACAGUGUUGAGUGUUUACAGGAUGUUCAGUGUGAGCAGCAUGUAGACACACUGGGGACACACCUUUCAGUACUUUGUGGUUCUUCUUGUGGACUUCAUCUCCCAUCUUCACUUAACAGACGUCCCUGAGCUCCACACCGGGGUCUUGUCUCUUGUCUCCUCCUGUACAGGUGACUGAUGGUGUGACUGUUUCUCCACACACUGAUAACCAGACCAGUUAAUGAGUAAUUCUCACAGUGGACUUUGUCUCCUCCGUCUGUCCUUUUCUUUCUCCAGUAAGAACCGAUAAUAGACAGAACCACCUUGUGUAUAGUGCCUGCGAAUCAGGUCACACAGUCGAGAUCUCUGAGAGAAAGGAGACAGACAGCCUUUUGUUCUACAGGAGAGACAGACGGAGACGGAGAGGAUCCAGACCCAGGUAGAGAUGGAAGGAUACCAGCUUCCAGUCUUUCACUCAGUACCACUGGGAGAACAAGGGAUGAACGAAAGACAGGAGGUCAUAACCAGAGAACAAAAAGGAACAGUGAAGGACAUUGUGGAAAGGACGACAGGUCGGGAGAGCAGGACAGAGAGCGAGAGACAGCUAGACAGAGGACAAGAGACAUGGAGGGAUGAAGGAGAUGGAUCACUGGCUGAUGAUGAGGAUGAUGGACAUCGGAUGAGUUCUGUGUUCUCUCCUCUAGUCAAGAUUGUGAGGAAAACAGAUGAAAAACAGACAGAGAGCUUCGUCCUCAGAGCCGAUGCCGAUGUCCGAGCCGAUGAUGUCCACAUGCACCGGGACAACACACAGCAGGUUCCUCAGGAACACGAUCAGAGCUGUUGUCAGUGUUGUGGUGAGAUGUUGAGCUCCUUCAUGUUUCUUUUAUCGGGGUUGGUGUUGUUUCCGCUCCUCGUGUGGGGGGGUCAUGACCUGUUGCCCAUAGACCUCCCAGCAGUCAGGAGCGCCCCCUCCAGGCUGGUGUACACACUGCGCUGUGCGUUCUUCGCCUCCUUCCCCAUCAUACUCGGUGUGUUUGUACACGGGGUGUCCUGUCUGAAGUUCAGUUCUCUGAAUCCUCUGUUUGAGGGGAAGCGGGCGAGUCGUCACACCGUCGUCCACAUGACCUUUGUACAGGAUUCUCUCCGCCUCUUCCUGCUGUUCUUCGUGCAGCUCGCCGUGACGUCGACGUACAUCCACGAUGACAACCUCAAACUCGUCCCGCUGCUCACCAUCGUCUUCGUCUUUGGCAGGUUGAUCUACUGGCUGAGUGUGUGUUUGCGCAGCACUGUGCGUGUGUUGGGGUUCUCGCUCUCCUUCCUUCCCCUUCUCACUAUGAUGGGACUCAAUGUCUACUUCGUCUGCUCCUCAACAGGAGAGGGGGCGGUGUUUGAUGUUGCCCCGCCCACUACACCCCCACCCCCGAAAGCCAGGUGGUGGGGCUGAACAGCAGACAUACUAAUAAAUACCAUCUCUUUCUCACACACACACACGCCCCCCCCCCACACACACACACCAGACAUCAUCUUAGAAGUGUCGUCUUGUUAUGCACUGAAAUGUGAAAUCCUGAAUGUCUUAUUUCCUGUUUUUUUCCCUCCCACUUCCUGUUUACUCCUAACGAAGUGAUUCAUUUCUGAAUGUUUUUGUUUUCAGACCGAACUGAUGAACAGUUUUCAGAAUGUGAUAUAAAUCAGAAUCUAAACGCAUUCAUGUUUACUGUGUGAUUUAAUCCUUUCCUUCAUGAUGAACAGAAGUCUGUUGUCUAAAGAUGACGAAGCCUUUAUUUUUGUCACAUUACAGUGAAUUUGUUUCCUCACGACUCUCAGCUCUGGAGGUUGGGGGCCUCACACGGGGGCCCGACUGUGGCAGCUUGGUGGUGUUGGGGCUUGAACCCUGAGCUCCUGAUAUAUUUAUUACUCAGUUCAUGACUUUACAUAUUUACCUAUAGAUCAGUUUAAUUUAAAAGUUAACUACAUUUUUAUACAGAAUACGAAUUUAAAUAGAGCUCCAUGUUUAUUACGUUUUAAAUGUAAACAGAAGCCUAAGCUUUAUUUUCUUAAUAAACCUUUAACUGCUUUAUUAAAUCGUCA